AUAGCAGGGUUUUUAGUGAUACCUUCCGAGGUCCGCCGACCCGCCGCCGAGGUUUUCUAAACCUGGGAAGUUUAAGAAGCAAAAGCACGGACCCAACUUUAAACGGAUUAGGGAGCAAACUAAAUAUACAGUACGAAUAACGUUCAUAAAAGUUUGAUCGCACGGACUUAUAGUCAUCGUCAUUACACAACUCAGUCAAUAUCAAAAUCUCGUCGCCGAAGCCGUAUUGAUAUAUCAAGCUUCCUACUUAAAAAUUUAUGGUCGGCCUCAUUAUACCGGGCCAGGCAUUUCAAAAUGCGCAACCUUCGCAAUAUUCGAUACAAUGCCUGGAAAUCAUCAACCGACUUAAACGAAGAGGCCAUUACAUCGACGUGCUGGGACCCCGCCAAAGAUGAAGUUCUAUGUACUUUCGGCCCAAGUGAACAAGAUGGGCGCAUUCGUCUUGUGAGGAUUAUAGAACAUGUUAGGGCCUCCUCUAUAGACAUUGAAUGCCAGGAUGUUGCGUCAUGGGAUGCACCAAGCCCAAAUCCAGAUCUAGCCGUGGACAGGAUUAUAAACUCGCAUCACUUUAGUGAUACUCUCACAACAUGCCUAGUACUCGAAGGUGGCGACAUUGUUGUCGUCCAAGAAUCCGAGGGCAUAAAUCCCCAAGAUGGAGUCCAUAUUGAAAUUAUGGGUUCUAUAGACGAGGGCAUUACAGCUGCAAGCUGGUCCCCUGACGAAGAGCUACUAGCUAUCACCACCAAGGCGAAUACGGCAGUCUUCAUGAGUCGCGGUUUUGACGGUAUAACCGACAUGACCAUGACUGCCGACGAUCUCAAGGAAUCCAAGCAUGUUUCUGUCGGCUGGGGUAAAAAGGAGACACAAUUCCAAGGCAGGGGCGCUAAAGCUCUACGAGAUCCUACUAUACCUGAAAAAGUAGACCAAGGAGUGCUUAGCCCCAACGACGAUGGAAGUACAAUAAUUAGUUGGAGAGGCGACGGCGCCUUCGUCGCAAUUAACUCCAUCGAAUCAGGUAUCCGUCGAGUUAUUCGAGUGUAUUCUCGAGACGGAGUGCUUGAUAGCGUAAGUGAACCAGUUGAUGGCAUGGGGAGCGCAUUGACUUGGCGACCAGUCGGAAAUUUAAUGGCGGGUACACAACGCCUUGAGGACCGCGUAGAUGUCAUUUUCUUCGAAAGAAACGGUCUGAGACAUGGCCAGUUCUCUCUGAGAGCCCCUGAAAAUAGGUCUCUCGUGGAUGAUAGGAUACGACUAGAGUGGAACUCAGACUCUACAGUCCUCGCCGUAACUCUUAAUGAUCGAAUCCAAUUAUGGGCUAUGGGUAAUUACCACUGGUACCUAAAACAAGAAAUUUUUACACAUCGACAACCGCUUCACCUUACUUGGCAUCCUGAAAAAUCGCUACGCUUCACAUCAGCCAUUUCAGGGAAACUACUACUUGCAGAUUAUAUCUUCGAAGUGACUCGAGGAUCGCUCACACCACCAUAUGAUCAUGGUGCCGUUGCCGUUAUUGAUGGCAAGACCCUUAAACUCACCCCUUUUCGAACCGCCAAUGUCCCCCCACCAAUGGCAUUGUUCGAAAUUCAAACAUCAUCGCCGAUUAUUGACGUAGCUUUCUCGCCAGCAAACACAUUUAUGGUGGUUCUCCAUCAACUUGGUAUAGAUGCGUACCAAUGGAACGUCAAGGGACAGCGUUCCAUAACUCCGUCCCUAGUAGGCAAUGUGACGUUCUCCAAGGAUAUCCCAGAGGGUGAACAUGUUGCCCUGCAAAUUGCCGUUACUGAGAACAGUGUUGUUCAUUGCCUAGGGUUUGAGAAGGGACCUUCAAUCCAGUCUCACCAAUUCGAUCAAGCUACCGGAGAAUUCUCAUCCAAUCCGAGCAUAUACGCUGGUUCAAUGUUUGGCUUCGCACGCUUAACCCAAGCAGGCUCUAGUGAUGUCCUGCUUCAGGAUUGCCUAGGCAGGCUUCAUGGUGUUGUGAACCAACAGGAUGAAUUAUACUCAAUAAGUCUCCCAUCUCAACUUCCAUGGUGCGAAGUUAUUGAUCUAGCCGGCAACGUUAUCGCCGUUGGAUUAUCUAGGAAUGGUCACUUAUAUGCCAAUUCUCGUCUCCUACUCAAGAAUUGCACAUCUUUCUUGGUCACACCGGCUCAUCUUAUCGUCACAACUACUAAUCAUCUAAUUAAGUUCAUCCAUUUAGUUGAUGUCGAUAAUCUUGAGGUGCCCCCGGAUGACCCCGAGAAAGAUGAGAGAUGUCGAAACAUUGAGAGGGGUGCACGGCUGGUGACCGCAAUGCCUACAAAUAUGAGCUUAAUACUCCAGAUGCCUCGAGGGAAUCUCGAGACAAUAUACCCCCGGGCCAUGGUUGUAGCGGGUAUAAGGCAACUUAUUGAUGCCAAGGACUACGGAAAAGCAUAUUCGUAUUGCCGGACUCAACGUGUGGAUAUGAAUAUCCUCUACGAUCAUAGACCGCAGCAAUUCCUCACAAAUGUUGGCCUUUUCCUCGAUCAGCUAAAUGAUGUCUCGUACAUUGAUCUUUUCCUCUCUUCUUUACGCGAUGAGGAUGUUACACAGACAAUGUACAGAGACACCAAAGGUAUAAGGAAUCAAGAAUCGCCAGAGAAUACUUCUGGGGAUGCUACUGUUGGUGUUGAUAGUUCUUCGAAAGUAAACACGAUUUGCGACGCAGUGCUUUCGCAUCUGCAGUCACGCAAAACUAAGGACCACAAUACUUUACAGAACAUUAUCACCGCAAAUGUGUGCAAAGCGCCACCAGCAUAUGAGGAUGGACUGCUAGUUGUUGCCGCCUUACUACAGGAGGAUGAACAACUUGCUGAGAAGGCUGUUGAACAUAUUUGCUUCCUCGCAGAUGUCAACACUUUAUACGAUGAAGCCUUGGGUCUCUAUCACUUAGACCUGGCGUUGCUAGUGGCACAGCAAUCGCAAAGGGAUCCCCGAGAAUAUCUUCCAUUUGUACAAAACCUACACCAACUCCCUGGACUAAGGCGUAAAUUUGUGAUCGAUGACCAUCUUGGUCGACAUGCGAAAGCCUUGGCUCACCUUCAGUCACUUCAAGCCCAUAAGGAAGCCCAAGACUUUACAGUCAAGCAUGCUCUCUUCGCCACAGCCUUGAAACUCUAUCGUUACGACCAACCUAACCUCACUACACUUACUGGUCUUUAUGCAACAUACCUUGAAUCCAAGUCGAAAUACCGAGAAGCAGGACUUACCCACGAAUCUCUCCACGACUAUGCAGCAGCAACCAGAUGCUACCGCGCAGCCGGCGCCUCCUGCUGGCGCGAAUGCCUCUUCACAGCCCAACAACACGACCCACCCUUAUCCCCCGACGCACUUACCGACCUAGCCACCACUCUCGCCGAAGCUCUCUACGAAGCCAAGGACUACGCAUCCGCAGCCACAGUCCACGCGGACCACCUAAACUCCCUCGAAAACGCCAUCCCCUGUCUCUGCAAAGGCUACCUAUUCGCCGACGCCAUGCGUCUAGCAUCCCAGCGCAAGCGUCCAGACCUGCUAACUUCAUCCGUGGACCCCGGUCUAGCAGACGCCUUAGGAAGCAGCACCGAAUUCUUCGCAGACUGCAAAGCCCAGCUCCGCGCCCAAGUCCCGCGUAUCCUCGAACUACGCCGCAAAGCCGCGGAAGACCCACUAGGCUUCUACGAGGGAGAGCGUGGAGGUGGGGGGGAUAUACCGGAUGAUGUAUCAGUUGCCGCGAGCUCGCGGAUUAGUACUGGUGCUAGUUUAUUCACGCGGUAUACGGGGAAGGGGGGUGGGAGUGUAGGGACCGUCGGAACGGGCGUUAGUCGUGCGACGAGCAAGAAUCGCAAGCGUGAGGAGAAGAAACGCGCGCGUGGCCGGAAGGGAACUGUUUAUGAGGAGGAGUAUCUUGUUAAUAGUGUGCGCCGCCUCGUCGAAAGAGUCGAGAGUACCAGGCCCGAUACUGAGAGACUGGUUUUUGGACUUACAAGAAGGGGUAUGCAUGAACGGGCGAGAGCGUUAGAGGUUUUGGCUGCGGAGGUCGUGGACGCGUAUAAGGUGGCGAUUAGAGAGGUUUUUCCUGCUGCUGCGGCGGCGGAGAAGGAGAGGAGAGCUGGGGAGGAAGCGGAUGAGGAGGAUUGGAGACCUAUGGGUGCGGAUGCGGUGCUUUAUGAGAACCUAGAAGCUGCGUGGCGGAAGCAGGAACCCCCUAUUAUAAAGGGGUUUGAGAGGUUGUCGUUGCUUGGUUCGUAGACCGUUAGGUGGAAAAAGUACAAAGGGUAGGUAGGGUUAGAUAAAAUUAGGGGAUUGCAUGCAAUGAAUGGAUGGAUUUAAGUCAAUGAUGAGUGCAAG
Messenger RNA from Hypoxylon trugodes, 4347 nucleotides. RefSeq names its product IkappaB kinase complex, IKAP component. The transcript has 5 exons. Bases 295 to 4248 code for a protein of 1317 amino acids. NCBI's taxonomy places the organism in Eukaryota, Fungi, Ascomycota, Sordariomycetes, Xylariales, Hypoxylaceae. Gene Ontology annotation, molecular function: tRNA binding. Gene Ontology annotation, cellular component: elongator holoenzyme complex; cytosol. Gene Ontology annotation, biological process: tRNA wobble base 5-methoxycarbonylmethyl-2-thiouridinylation. The record is from RefSeq and is a predicted model, not a curated record.